CUGAAAACGGGUUGAGAAAAAAGACGAGUGUUGAGAUUGUUAAGUCGGUGUAAGUGAGCAGUCAAAACAAACUAACGGCUGGGUUUUAAAUCAGACUGAACUGUACUGAAGCGUCUUUAAGCCAGAUGUUACCGAAAUGACUGUAAAGCUGAUGAUAAUGUUGGCCGUCACUCUGCUGUCUUAUCGGAGCGAGUGCCAUCAGGCCGUCCUGCAUGUCUCUGAUUGGAGCACGUAUAGGGAGUACUGUCUGGUUUACAACGCAUCAUUGUCCAACAUCUCCAGGUCUCUUAGUGAUGCUGUGCGCUAUAAGCUGGUAAACCUGACCUCGACCAUGCUGUGUGAUGCAAGUGGAGUCAAGCCAGACUCAGUGAAGGGCGCAGCGGUGUGUGUGAUGAACGGAGACUGUAACUUCAACCAGAAAGCUCAGGUGGCUCAGCAGCUCGGAGUCAAAGUGCUCCUCAUCGCCAGCAAAGACGCCAUGGGAACUCCGUCAGUCAAUAACAGCGAGUUUGAGAAAGUGACCAUUCCUCUGGCGGUUAUGAGAUACCGCGACAUCCUGGAUGUGCAGAAGGUGUUUACAGAUGGGAUGGAGGUGCAGCUCUAUGCUCCGCCCACUCCUGAAUUUGACGCCAGCGUCAUUAUCAUGCUUGUGAUCGCCGUCUUCACUGUGGCUAUGGGUGGCUUCUGGAGCGGGGCUGCUGAGAAGGCAAAGCAGAGUGUGACGGCGCUCUCUGCAGGAGAGGAACGGUCAGACAGCGGGGAUCUUACACUCUACUCCCCGCUGAAGGUGAUGCUGUUCGUCGCGCUCAUGUGUGUGAUGCUCGUCCUCAUGUAUUUUUUCUACAAGUACCUCGUCUACGUGAUCAUCGUGAUCUUUUGCCUGGCGUCAGCUACAGGACUGUACAGCUGCCUCGAGGCACUACUGAAUGCAGUGGGGUGCAGUAAAAUCAGUGUGUCCUGUAGGGAGAAGAGCUGCUCUGUGAGGAACCUGCUGCUUGUUGCUGUGUGCAUCACUCUGGCUGUGGUUUGGGGUGUGUACCGAAAUGAGGACAGGUGGAUCUGGAUUCUGCAGGAUAUUCUUGGAGUUGCUUUCUGUCUAAACUUCAUGAAGACCAUCACACUGUCUAAUUACAAGAUCUGUGUGAUCUUGCUCAGCCUGCUGCUGGUUUAUGACGUCUUCUUUGUCUUCAUCACUCCGUUCCUCACACCUAAUGGAGAGAGCAUCAUGGUGCAAGUUGCUCUCGGCCCAGGUGCUGGAGGAGAAAAGGGCAGUGGGGAUGUGGUGGUUCCAGCAGAUCCCACACCCUCAUAUGAAAAAUUGCCUGUGGUGAUGCGUAUUCCACGGUUCUCUGCGUGGGCUGAAAACUUGUGUGAGAUGCAGUUCUCCAUCCUUGGUUACGGUGACAUCAUCAUUCCAGGCCUGUUGGUGGCGUACUGUCACCGGUUUGAUGUGUGGAUCGGCAGCUCAAACAGAAUCUACUUCAUCUCCUGUGCUGUCGCGUACACUCUGGGUCUGGUGUUGACCUUCGUGGUCAUGUUGCUAUCUAAGAUGGGUCAGCCAGCUCUACUGUACUUGGUCCCGUUCACUCUGCUCACCAGCGGCCUGCUCGCCUGGAAACGCAAAGAGUUCAAACAGUUCUGGGCGGGAACGACCUACCAGGUGUUGGACUCAUCCAGGGAACCUUUAAUUCCAGAUGGAGACUCUGAAUAUCCCAGAGCAGUGAGGAAGUGCUGAUCAGCUGGAUUUUAUGCGAGUGUGAGUGUGUGUGCGCGAGUGUGUGCGCGAGUGUGUGCGCGAGUGUGUGCGCGAGUGUGUGCGCGAGUGUGUGCGCGAGUGUGUGCGCGAGUGUGUGCGCGAGUGUGUGCGCGAGUGUGUGCGCGAGUGUGUGUGCGAGUGUGUGUGUGCGAGUGUGUGUGUGCGAGUGUGUGUGUGCGAGUGCGUGUGUGCGAGUGCGUGUGUGCGAGUGCGUGUGUGCGAGUGCGUGUGUGCGAGUGCGUGUGUGCGAGUGCGUGUGUGCGAGUGCGUGUGUGCGAGUGCGUGUGUGCGAGUGCGUGUGUGCGUGCGAGUGCGUGCGUGCGAGUGCGAGUGAGUGCGUGCGUGCGAGUGCGUGCGUGCGCAGGUGUACUGAGCACUUUAAGCCCUGUGAUUGGCUGUAUCAGGACCAAUACAGCCUUAUCACUCUAUCUUUAAUAAACAACAUUAAUAUCUAUUUGAAAAAUGGCCUUAAUCAGUGCCUCAGGCUCCGCCCACAACACACAUUAACAUGUGAUCACAGUUAUACAGACGGUAUAAAAACAAGGUGGAGACGAGACACAAACAUCCGGAACAACAAAAUUUCCCUCGUGAAAUUAGUAAGAAAACGCUGGUGUUGAAAUGGAGUGUAUUCGAACACGGCGUAAGUGUGACAUCACAAGCAGGUCAUUAAUCCGAGUCCCCGCUCCACCUGUCCUGCAGGUACACAAGCGGAAUCUCCACCAUCACGUGUUGACGUGGCGUGUAAGACGGAGCCUGAGUGAUUUUUUUUAAUAAUGAUUUCUGUAUCUAAUCAGGUCUUUAAUCUGUUCUUUUCAUACCUUAAAUUAAAGAUGAACAAAUGUUUGACGCCAGUAAUAA
Tachysurus vachellii is the source of this 2614-nucleotide messenger RNA. RefSeq lists its product as uncharacterized. Gene Ontology annotation, biological process: membrane protein proteolysis. Bases 137 to 1735 code for a protein of 532 amino acids. Gene Ontology annotation, molecular function: aspartic endopeptidase activity, intramembrane cleaving. Gene Ontology annotation, cellular component: lumenal side of endoplasmic reticulum membrane; Golgi-associated vesicle membrane; cytoplasmic side of endoplasmic reticulum membrane. The transcript has 17 exons. The record is from RefSeq and is a predicted model, not a curated record. NCBI's taxonomy places the organism in Eukaryota, Metazoa, Chordata, Actinopteri, Siluriformes, Bagridae.